UGUCUAUGUUAUUUAGUGCAAUGACAUUGUACGAAACAGAAGGGAAGUCAGUCCACCGUGUGGCUCAUAUAUUGUUAUUUCAAAUGCGCUGAAAGGUUUUUUAUUAGCGCCGACCUUACCGUGAACAUGUCAUCGACUACCACGGGUUUCCCGGAGGACCGGCAGGGCAGGGGACCUCCGUCUCCAGCGGGCAUAGACUACAUCCCCACUGAUGAAGAGAGGAUGGUGUUUAAAGAGUGCAACCAGGAGAGCUUUUGGUACAGGUCUGUACCCUUCUCUGUGGUUAGCAUGGCCGUCACUCAGGCCCUGGUGGCCAGAGGCACUCUGACUGCAUCUCCACGGUUUGGCGCUCUCCCUAAAGUGGUCUUUGCUGGCUUUUGUGGCUACCUGGCAGGAAAAAUGUCAUACAUGAAGACAUGCCAGGAGAAGUUCAAGAGGUUAGAGAACUCCCCCCUUGGAGAGGCCCUCAGAAAAAGGACAGGACUGCCUCAACAAUUUCCCAAAGUUGCUCAGUCCGAGCUGAGUGACCCAGACACCCAGUCAUUCGACUCUAUGUUCCAGCCAGCAGAAACCCUGGUCCAGAGAAGCUACAAUCCAGAUUCAGUCACCCAAUCAGGACAAGCUGAUAAUGUCAGCACUCCAGUCCAGUCUUAUGUUGAAGAGGAAGAGGAGCCUAGAAGAAAAUCUAUCCUCUAUGAGGACUUGAGGCUCAAGAACAGAGAGAACUACGAGGUGACACUUACUCAGAAGGCUGAGACGCUACUCAAACCAACACCUGAGAGGGAACCAAACAGAGCUAAGAAGAGCGAGACGAAGAACAUCUAUGGAGACGUGUGGGAAGAAUGAGUCCUUGUUUUGAAUGAUUUUGUGAUCUGUUGCUGACAUCACUGACUCUACAGUCCAGCUGGCACCAUGAUGGUCAUUUUUUAUCAGUGUGACUAGUUGUCUAUACAUUUUUGAUCAGUAUGUCUCAGAGGGUGAAUCAAUUAAAUCUAACUGCAUGAGGACUUGAUUUGUCACGUUCAGUGUUUUUACAUUGAUUUGACCUUUUUAAAUUUCUUAAGCUGAUUAUGAAUUAGACUUAAAUUUAUACUGACGUGAUCUUUCUUUUACCAGCAAAAGCUACAAGACCACCUGCAAAAAACUGAAUUAAUCUUCAUUUCACUUACUAGAAUAGCUGUAAAGGGGCUGUGUCAGACAAAGGGGGUUACCAUCAUUCUCCAACACUGCCUUUGCUAUGCUCUCAAUAAAUGUGAAUUUUGGUGGUUGAAA
This is a messenger RNA of Cheilinus undulatus (humphead wrasse), 1272 nucleotides long. RefSeq names its product OCIA domain-containing protein 1. The transcript has 8 exons. The coding region runs from base 127 to 846 and encodes 239 amino acids. The record is from RefSeq and is a predicted model, not a curated record. Gene Ontology annotation, cellular component: endosome. NCBI's taxonomy places the organism in Eukaryota, Metazoa, Chordata, Actinopteri, Labriformes, Labridae.